Molecule: messenger RNA, 1726 nt
Organism: Triplophysa dalaica
Lineage: Eukaryota; Metazoa; Chordata; Actinopteri; Cypriniformes; Nemacheilidae
Gene: babam1
Product: BRISC and BRCA1 A complex member 1
Exons: 9
Coding region: 143-1246 (367 amino acids)
Biological process (GO): protein K63-linked deubiquitination; mitotic G2 DNA damage checkpoint signaling; positive regulation of DNA repair
Cellular component (GO): nuclear body; BRISC complex; BRCA1-A complex
Source: RefSeq, a predicted model, not a curated record
CUCAUCACAGACUCUCCUCAACACUCGAUCCUCGCUGUCACUGAAAGAAGAUAAUCAGGAAGUGCUGGAAAAAAUUGUUGGACAAGUAAAUAAGAUCGUAGUUUUUCUAAUAAAUAUAUUUUCUGUUUAAUGUUUGGUUGUCAUGGAGAUCCCUGAACCCGGUCAGGCUGACGGAGAGGAGCGGAUGGUUGACCUGAGACCCAGGACCCGAUCCAACCCGGAGGGUGCUGAGGACCGGCGCAGCAGCAAUGGCAGCUUGAGCAACGUUCUGCCAUCCCCUCCACAGCCGGCUGUGGGCAGUCGGGUAGAAGGGGAGGGAGAAGCGGCCAGCUCUGAUAGCCCCCCGACUACUGCCCCUACAAUCACAGCUGCUGCACCUGCUCCCGUUGCUGCGGCUUCAAACCCAGCGAGCGGCAUGUCAGCGAUGGCAUCCGGGACGAAAGAAAGACCUAAACCCCCGCAGCCCUCCUCCCUGUCCACCCAGAUCCCUCCGUCUGCAGAGUUACACCUGCGUGCACCACGGGUCAACUGCCCGGAGAAAGUGAUAAUUUGUUUGGACCUCUCAGAGGAGAUGUCGCUUCAAAAACUAGAGUCCUUUAAUGGGUCCAAGACAAACGCUUUAAAUAUUUCCCAGAAGAUGGUCGAGAUGUUUGUAAGAACUAAACACAAGAUAGACAAAAGGCACGAGUUCGCUCUGGUGGUGGUGAAUGAUGAUGCCAUGUGGUUAUCGGGGUUCACCUCUGACCCGCGUGAGCUGUGCAGCUGCCUGUACGACCUAGAAACCAAUGUCUGCGAGUCUUUCAACCUGGAAGAUCUCCUUAAUGUAAUUUUGCAGAAACUUGAACUUCCUCAGAUGGAGAACGUUCAGACCAUUCCGCCUCCCUUUGUAGUCCGAACUCUCCUUAUUUUUAGCCGACAUGCAGGAAUGCUUCAGUUUAACCCCUCUGAUGCCAUCAAAAAAAUGCUGCAGUCUCCUUAUUUUUUCUUUGAUCUUGUUUAUCUUCAUAAUGGGACUGAAGAGCAGACAGAAGACACUAGCUGGAAGGAUGCGUAUGCGUCUUUCAGCGAGUUGGACUCUAAGGGGAUGUGUUAUCAGUUUGAGGUGUCACUGUGUGGUCCUGCCAUCGAGCUGCACAAUUGCAUGGCCAAACUUCUGUGCCAUCCGCUGCAGAGACCCUUCCAGAGCCACGCCUCCUACAGCCUGCUGGAGGACGACGACACGCAGGAGACGGAGGCCACGGUGUGACGUCACCAGUGUUUUGACAUAACAGACCGCUCAAAAAGUACUUGCAACUGGAGUAAUGAACAGACAAUGAAGAAGUGAUCUAUGAACAAGUGCACACGUGCAUUUCUAUACUGGCAAUGUGCUUUUCAUUAGCAUUGUAGCUCAAAACCCUGCUGUGCAAUUGUUGACUAUUACUGUUGUAUUAAGUUCUGUUGUAAUAAUUUUUCAGCAUUCUGCUACUCUAACUAUCUCAUUUCUUGUUAUAUUUUUACCGAUGAGCUUUACCGGUAUGCUUCAUGGACCUGUAACCUAAUGUGCGUAUGGUGAGGGUCAACAGCAUCUUGUAAAUUCUGUUUGUUUGCUCCUGGUAAAUACAUUUUAUGUAAAUUAAUUCUUUAUUAUACUCAACAUUUUGAUGGUUGCAGUCUAACAAGUAUAAAUAGGCAUAAAGCUGCGUGUAAAAAUAAUGGGAUGAGAUAUAAAAAAGCAUUUGAAAUUUGA